UGCUCUCAGCCACCAUCUCCGCAGAGUCACCACCAUGGACGGUUCGCAGUUCCUGGCAUCGUAUGUCAAACAUCACCUGCCCUACUUCACACCUGCGGAAGUCGAGAAACUCUCAGACAAGCAGCGGGGGAAGCUGUCUAUCACGCAAGAGGAGAAAGCCAGACAGCAAGCGUGCGGGUUUAUUGAAGCUGUGGGUGCGAAGAUUGGCUUGAAGACGAUUGCCACUGCGCAAAAUCUAUACCACCGGUUCCAUCUGUUCUUCCCGAGGAAGGACUUCAGCUACUAUGACGUCACUUUGGCUGCUCUGUAUGUCUCCUCGAAGAUGCAUGACACACUAAAGAAGCCCCGUGAGAUUUUGAUGAUUAGCUAUGGGGUACGGUAUCCUGAGCUUGUGGCCAAGUCCAAGUCUAUCGUUGGAGAAAUAGACAUGGACCCUCAAACCGUAGAGCUCGACCGUCAGCGACUUCUAGCGGUGGAGCGGUUGAUGUUAGAGACCAUAUGCUUUAACUUCACGUCCAGAAUGCCCUUUCCGUACGUCAUCAAGAUAGGACGAUCUCUAGGAGCCACCAAGAAGCUCACGAAGCUUGCAUGGCGUCUCACAAUCGACAGCUUCCGAACACUAGUGAACCUUGACUGCGUUCUUACUCCGUUCGAUCAAACAUCAUCUCCCGAUGGACCCGACUCCGCGGUGUGCCACCAAAUCGUUGCGUGGCUGAGCAAGCCUGAGGCAUGGGAGCGACAAUUUCAAGCACACGUAGAAGACUUGGAAGAAAUUGCGUUUGCGCACCAACCAAACACGUCGCCUACGACACCGUCCUCUCCAUCCCCGCAUUUAAGUCGAGCGCAAGCUAUUGUCAUGCGGCAAUCGGAGCAUCCUCCACGACAACGGGAGAGCCUUGCGCAGUCGGCUGAAUACGAAGCAUCACUCCUUGGCCGAAUGAAGGGACGCACGGCAACGUCUAUGGCCGAUGUGUCACGCAGCUGGGCUGUGAGACACAAG
Molecule: messenger RNA, 1000 nt
Organism: Fomitopsis serialis
Lineage: Eukaryota; Fungi; Basidiomycota; Agaricomycetes; Polyporales; Fomitopsidaceae
Product: cyclin-like protein
Exons: 11
Biological process (GO): regulation of transcription by RNA polymerase II; positive regulation of DNA-templated transcription, elongation
Cellular component (GO): cyclin/CDK positive transcription elongation factor complex; nucleus
Molecular function (GO): cyclin-dependent protein serine/threonine kinase activator activity
Source: RefSeq, a predicted model, not a curated record